Molecule: messenger RNA, 1333 nt
Organism: Chrysochloris asiatica (Cape golden mole)
Lineage: Eukaryota; Metazoa; Chordata; Mammalia; Afrosoricida; Chrysochloridae
Gene: BNIP3L
Product: BCL2/adenovirus E1B 19kDa interacting protein 3-like
Exons: 6
Coding region: 89-748 (219 amino acids)
Biological process (GO): mitochondrial outer membrane permeabilization; positive regulation of apoptotic process; defense response to virus
Cellular component (GO): mitochondrial outer membrane; nucleus; mitochondrial envelope
Source: RefSeq, a predicted model, not a curated record
AAAAGGGGGCGGGGGCCUGCUUGUUGUGUUGCUGCUGAAGAACCAGAGACAGUCUUGCCGCGGCAGCAGCACCUACAGCCGCCCGACAAUGUCGUCUAAUUUGGUAGAGCAGCCACCGCCCCUGCACAACAACAACAACAACUGCGAAGAAGGCGAACAACCUUUGCCACCGCCAGCCGGCCUCAACAGUUCCUGGGUGGAGCUGCCAAUGAACAGCAGCAAUGGCAAUGAUAAUGGCAAUGGGAAAAAUGGGGGGCUAGAACAUGUACCUUCUUCAUCUUCUAUCCACAAUGGGGACAUGGAGAAGAUUCUUUUGGAUGCACAACAUGAAUCAGGACAGAGUAGUUCCAGGGGCAGCUCUCACUGUGACAGCCCUUCCCCACAAGAAGAUGGACAGAUUAUGUUUGAUGUAGAAAUGCAUACCAGCAGGGAUCAUAGCUCUCAGUCAGAAGAAGAAGCUACAGAAGGAGAGAAAGAAGUUGAUGCUUUAAAGAAAAGUGUAGAGUGGGUAUCUGAUUGGUCCAGUCGACCUGAAAACAUUCCACCUAAGGAGUUCCACUUUAGGCAUCCUAAACGUUCGGUUUCUUUAAGCAUGAGAAAAAGUGGAGCCAUGAAGAAAGGGGGUAUUUUCUCCGCAGAAUUUCUUAAAGUGUUCAUUCCGUCUCUCUUCAUUUCUCAUGUUUUGGCUUUGGGGCUAGGCAUCUAUAUUGGAAAACGACUGAGCACAUCUUCUGCCAGCACCUACUGAGGGAAAGAAAAGCCCCUGGAAAUGUGCGUGACCUGUGAAGUGGUGUUAUUGUCACAUUAGUUUGUUUGAACUUGAGACCAUUGUAAGCAUGACCCAACCUACCACCCUACUUCUACAUAUCCAAGUUCCAGUAACUCCAAAUCCAGUGUUUUAUUCUAACUCUGUUGAGGCGUUUUACUAACCUCAUUCCUUUUUUGGCCUAUAAGACACUUUAAGACUUUCCUAACAGAGUUUACUGUUGUCUAGAAAUUGCAAGGGCUUCUUUUCUGCACAUGCCACCAGCAGGUUAUAAUUUUGUCAGCAAUGCUGUUUUCUCCUUUUAACCACCACCAGAUUUACACCUGCAUUAUUGAUGGUAUAAAUUUUACUGUAGCAAGAUAACUACCAUCCCUGUCUUCUCUUCAGAUGAGAUCAUGUUAGCAUAUUAUAAUAAAGCUCUCUGGGGUUUUUUCUCAAGACAAAAGCAGGCUUCCCUAAACUUGAAUUUAUAGCUAUUAAAAAAGAAAACAAAGCAAACAAGCAAAAAAUAAAUAAGACACAAGGAAAAAAAAAUAUCCUGGGCAAUAAAAAAAUUAUUUUAAACCA